This is a messenger RNA of Maylandia zebra (zebra mbuna), 2023 nucleotides long. It is a transcript of the gene cenpq, whose product is annotated as centromere protein Q. NCBI's taxonomy places the organism in Eukaryota, Metazoa, Chordata, Actinopteri, Cichliformes, Cichlidae. Gene Ontology annotation, cellular component: nucleus. The record is from RefSeq and is a predicted model, not a curated record.
AUGUAGGGUUAAUUUAGCCCCGAGUUGGCGUUCACAGGUAGCGAUUUGGUCCAGGUUUUGCUCACAUAGGGGUUUGUUUUAAAUUUUUACGGAAGGUAAUUAACCUUAUCGAUGUGCCAGUAAGUAAAUAAUUUAGUCAGACUUAUCCCCGUCCCUUAUUUCGGUCUUUGGACGACGGCAACAUCGUUAUUGUCUUGAACAGCUGCCUGACAAGCGACUUUCCGGGUUAAACCAUCAAUGCUUAUGCGCAUGCGAGCUGUGGAGUUUGAAAACAGCAGCGCGAAAAAGCAGGACGUCAAUAACGCGAAUUUUUAGAUUUCAAAUAAUUAUAUUGUCUUUUAACUAUUUAUGAUUUGUUUUAUGCCUUUUAUAAUUAAGGCUUAAUUGUUUCUCAAAGAAAACUCGUGCUCGUUACUUAAGACGCUUUUGGGAGUCAGACGUUGUCAUGUUGUUUCAGCUACAUUAGGUUAACGUUUUGGUUUAUUUCGACGUUUUCACGAGCAAACAUGAAACCCACACGAGGUUCUGACCGGGCCCCAUCAAAAACACCCAACAGGAAAAACAAGGAAAAAGCAGAAACAUCGAGUCGGGACCAAGCCAAGAUCAUCCAUCCAAAACCAUCACAGACGAAAGCUGAAAGAGGAUCAUCUCCUAACCCUAAAAGAGCUAAAGUGCAGGACAACAGGGCGCUGAUGUCCAGGUCCUCCAUCACUGCUCUGGAGAACAUAAUGGACUUAUCAGUACUAGCAGCUCUUGCUGUGAAGCGGACAGAGAAGAAGGAAAGCCAGGAGCAUCUGAAAAAAAUGAAAACCAUGUUCCUGGCUCAGUGUGCACAACUCAAAGUUCCAGUGCAGAAACAAAAAUAUUUGGAGCACUCAUCCAGGCAUCACCAGGACGAGACUAAGAAGUCAGUGGUUGGAGAGAAGAAUCUGAGCAUCUUGAAGGAAGACUUGAGGGCUGUGGUUCGUGCACUGGAGAGGCUGGAGGAGGAAACAGAGUCUUUGCAGCACUCAUGCAGUCAGCUGAGGGACCAGUUAGAGGAGGAAGAGGAGAAAGCUAAAGAGAUUUUACGAAUAAGUGAACGAGCUGUUCUCAAACUUCCCUGUCUUCCUUCUCAGAAAGGUGAAACAUUGGAGGCUCUGCUGAGAAAGUUUAUACCAGACAGCGAUUCUGCAGCCACAGCUCGGAAACUGGGCCAAAUUCUGCAGAAAUCGAAGCCAACCAAGGAUGACCAGGUGCUGCUUGCGCGGGCACGUGAACACGCCGAUCGGCUCUUCCACCCCGGCUGCGUAUUGAAUAGUAGUGCACUGAGUUUUGAAGAAACGUAGCAUUAAAGAAGAGGUUUAGAGAUUUGCUGCUCAGUAUUUAUUGGGUUUGAUACUUCUUACUUCCAUAUUUGUGGUUGUCUUUGUGGUUGUCUUUUUUCAUUGCUGUGCAUGUUGCAUAAACCAGUGAACAAGAUGAUUCAUGAAUUCAUUUUCCCCUAGAAUAACAACCCUGUGGAAUAUUUCUGCUUACCAUGCUUCGCUGGUAUUGAGUUUGCAUCAUAUUCCUGUUUUCAGCUACUUUUUUCUUUGUUUUUUAUUAAUUAUGUGUUCUGUUAUGUGGAUGUUUUUUGUCUUUUGGUGGACAUAAAAGCCUGAUAUCCAACUUCUGUGGCAAGUUUAGGCUAAACAACUGAAAAUUAAAUAAAGUCACAACUGAACAGUGAAUUAAUUAAAAUCCUGCUGCCUAAACUUUUUUUUACAGUGGAAGAUUUAGUGUGCGCUGAAUAAAAACAAGUCCAAAUCUUGCUGCUGCUUGCUGCUUGAUGUUUUGCAAGCCUAGUGAGACAUUCAGCUAACUAAAGCUACUGGAAUGCGUUUAAUCUGGAAAACUUUUGGUUUUAACAAAUUUGGAGAAUCUGCUCUGUGCUGGAAACAAUAGCAUUCUUGAAAGGAUUAUGCAAGGUAUGGGUUGUUUUUUCUUUUUAAGAACUCCAUGUAAUAAAACUUACCCUGCAGCCAGGAAGUUAGCAUCGAAA